This is a messenger RNA of Paraglomus occultum, 693 nucleotides long. The record is from the annotation of a GenBank genome assembly. NCBI's taxonomy places the organism in Eukaryota, Fungi, Glomeromycota, Glomeromycetes, Paraglomerales, Paraglomeraceae.
AUGGUCUUCAAACUUUACCACACCGCUUCUCUGUUCAUGGGUAAAAGGUGCGCCUAUGGACGCCUCCAACAACGACUGUUUGAAGACAAAAUUUAUAGAGUUGUUGUCAUACGAUCGGCGCUAGAAUACGUGAAAGAUCAAGUAAAUCAAAAAAAAGAAAAAACAAAUCAAGAGAAAGCAGAUCAAGAACCGCCUCUUGAUUUUCCAACGCCAGUGGAUAAAUCGCUGAAACGCCUCGCCAACAUUAAAAAAUUUAAAAGCCAUUUAACAACGUUCUGUGAAGAGCGUGAUCUAGAAAUCACAACAGUCACAAAGUGUAUAGGUGGUCUUUACCACCAUACAUCCAAAUUCCUUCACGGACGGAUCCCAUAUCCGGUCAGGCUUACACAGCUUGACUGGAAUAAAACUGAAAUAAUGGCAUUGGUUGCCAUUUUUGAUUAUUUUCAAAUUCCUCACACAUAUCGAACGUCGCCAAAGCCAACGAAUGGCAAAAAAAGAGAGGCUCAAAAACCAAGACAGUCUAAUUGGGAUUUUCCUGAAUUAUUGGCCUACGGAGUCGUUCUUGAGAUAGUUGGAAGCCAAGAACUUUUAACAAUGGCAAAUCGAAAUGCGGUGGUUUUAUUUCAGGGGCGUUUUCUUGAACAAUCGGUGAGCCAUCCUGGAAUUAUCUACCUCAACUCUGGGCUGAUAUGA